Scheffersomyces coipomensis is the source of this 2206-nucleotide messenger RNA. RefSeq names its product nuclear protein localization factor and ER translocation component. The record is from RefSeq and is a predicted model, not a curated record. Gene Ontology annotation, biological process: ubiquitin-dependent protein catabolic process. The transcript has a single exon. Gene Ontology annotation, molecular function: ubiquitin binding; ubiquitin protein ligase binding. Lineage: Eukaryota; Fungi; Ascomycota; Pichiomycetes; Serinales; Debaryomycetaceae. Bases 91 to 1848 code for a protein of 585 amino acids. Gene Ontology annotation, cellular component: nucleus.
UAUAACUGACCGUCAGAUCAACUAUUACUAACCACUAUCUUACCGCAACACAGCUUUCAACAUAACUAUCAACAUAUCAUACUCAUCAUCAUGUCCAUAAUACUUAGAUUCAGAUCCAAAGAUGGGAUGUUUAGAAUCUCAUCGAAUUUGAAUGAUGAUUUCUUAAUCACUCUUGAACAAGUAUUACCUAUAUUACAACAGAAAUCUCCAUCCAUAGACUUACAAUCAAUUUCUAUAAGUGAUAAACCUAAUGUCAAGGGUCAAUUGGCUAAUUCAUUAUGUGGGAAGUCUAUUCAAGAAUUAGGAUUUAAGAAUGGGGAUUUAUUAUUUGUUAGUUAUGAAUUGGAAGAAGGGGCAGGGGAUUCAUCUGAAGUUCCAGCUGGUGCUGCUUUACUGAGUUCUACAACUGCCGCCACCAAUCAUCACGUCUCCAUCAAUCCUAUUCAAGUUCCUUCAUCUGGACCAUUAAAAUCCAUCAAACAAUUACCUAUUGAUGACGAAUUGGAGAAACAAGAUGGAUUAAUUAAACGUCCUUUGACUAAAUUUUGUCAACAUGGUGUAAAAGGUAUGUGUGAAUAUUGUUCACCAUUACCACCUUGGGAUAAAGAUUAUCGUAAAGAACAAAAUAUUAAACAUAUGUCAUUUCAUUCCUAUUUAAAAGAAAUUGAUCAAACUAAAAAUAAUAAAUUUAAUAAUAGUUCAUAUAUCGCUCCAUUAGAUGAACCAAAUUUUAAGAUUAAUUUACAUUGUCCAAGUGGAACUCAUAAACCUUAUCCUAGAGGGAUCUGUUCAAAAUGUCAACCUAAUGCCAUCACAUUACAAUUACAAAAAUUCAGAAUGGUAGAUCAUGUCGAAUUUUCCGAUUCAUUAAUCAUGAAUCAAUUCAUUGAUGUUUGGAGACAUACUGGUGUUCAAAGAUUUGGUUAUUUAUAUGGUAGAUAUGAAGCAUUUGAUAAAGUUCCCUUGGGGAUCAAAGCGGUGGUGGAAGCUAUUUAUGAACCUCCUCAACAUGGUGAAUUGGAUGGAAUUACUUUAUUACCUUGGGAUAAUGAAGCUGAAGUUGAUGCUAUUGCUAAUGAAUUAGGGUUAUAUAAGGUUGGGAUUACUUUCACUGAUUUAACUGAUAGUGGAUUAAAAGAUGGUACUGUACUUUGUAAAAGACAUAAAGAUUCAUACUUUUUAAGUAAUUUAGAAAUCUUAAUGGCUAGUAAAUUUCAAAUUAAAUAUCCUAAUGCUACUAAAUUCUCAUCAUCAGGUCAAUUUUCAUCUAAAUUCGUUACAUGUGUUAUAAGUGGAGGAUUACAAGGCCAAAUUGAACCUCGAUCAUAUCAAGUAUCAAUUGAAGGCGAAGCCUUAGUUAAAGCAGAUAUUAUAACAGGAUCAACUCAACCUUCACAAAUUUAUGUUAAUGGAACUAAUGAAACAAGAUAUGUUCCUGAUAUUCAAUAUCUGAAAUUGAAUGAAUAUAAUUUAGAGAUUAAAACUAAUGCUAAACCUACAUUCCCAGUUGAAUUCUUAUUAGUAUCAUUAACUGAUUCCUUCCCAUUAAAUCCUCAACCAUUAUUUAAUAAUGAAGCAAAUCUGAUAUUUGUCAUUGAAAAUAGAGAAUUCAUGGGUGAUUUACAAAAUUUACAAACUUGUUCUAAAUAUUUGAAUUCGAAUUUCAAUCAAUCAUCCUUAUUUAAUUUCCAUUUCUUAGUUUAUUUAUUCAAAUUGAAUAUUUUAGGACCUCAUGAAUUGAAAUUAUUAAUCAAAAUCGUCAAAGAUAAGGAUGAAUCUGAUUAUAUUCAAUUGAUUGAAAGUCCAGGAUGGAUGACCUUACUUACUAUAGUUGAACAAAGUAGUUAAAUAGUAUAUAUACCUCCCUCAAUUUACGAUAUCUCAUACCUGUUAACUCAUAACUCUAUGGCUAUAAUUAGAAGAUCUUCUCGAAUAUUCUAGAUACUUUCAGUGAACGCCCUUGCCGCAGUACUUAGCUGGAUCAUCUCACAAAUUUGUUGAACUGAACACGCCAAAUUUUAAUUUUGUGGAUUUUUCACUGAGAAUUUUUUUUUUGGUUACCACCACCACCAACCAUCAUAUGAACAAUAAAUAAAUAUUUAUAUAUAUUGAUUCAAUUGACUUUUACUUGUUUCUUUAGGAAUUGUUAAUUGUAAACAGUUAUAGUAAGACUUAUACCAAUAUAACAUCACUAUUUACAAAUGUC